AUGGAUCGAGCUGUCGUAAAACAGCCUUUAGCGAUUGAGGAAGACGUCCAUAAUGAAUUCAGAAUGCAUACGAAACUUAUGCUCACAGAGCUCGGAAAAUUCCAAAGCAAACAAGACAAAGACGGGUCUAUUCGUCGAACACUUCAACCGAUCAGCAAAACAAUUUGUGCGUUCCUCAAUACUGAUGGCGGCCGUCUGUUUCUCGGAGUGAACGAUGACAAAAUGAUCAAAGGCAUCACGAUGAGCAAGAAUAUGAUUUAUCACUUUUUCGGCUCUCUUCGCCAUAUGUGCGAAAAGUUCAAACCGUACAGCCCGAUUUCUCGAAUCCGAGUGUCAAUCCUCGAAGUGAUUUCGAUGGACGAUAAAACGAAGGUCAAACUGAAAAAAGUCGACAUGGACAAAGAGGAAGUUUCAGAUUUUCCGAAACUGGCAAACCACAGUGUCGGUGGAUUUUUCUGUGACUGUUUCAAAGAAAUCAAUCAAGCCGCCACCAAGCAGUAUCUGUUCAUUGUUCAAGUUGCUGCUCCAGAUGCUGACUCUCCGACAAUUAUUUAUCAGAACGAAGAAGGACUCGCCUACAGACGCCGUCUUGCAUCAAACAAAUGCGUUUACCUAGACGAUCUCCGCCGCAUGAUGAAUGAGAGAAAUCGAGUUUUUGUCGAUCUACAUAACGAAGUACGACACGAGAUCGACCGAUUUAUCAAGUUUCACUGA
Messenger RNA from Caenorhabditis remanei, 714 nucleotides. RefSeq lists its product as uncharacterized. The record is from RefSeq and is a predicted model, not a curated record. The transcript has 6 exons. NCBI's taxonomy places the organism in Eukaryota, Metazoa, Nematoda, Chromadorea, Rhabditida, Rhabditidae. Bases 1 to 714 code for a protein of 237 amino acids.